This is a messenger RNA of Colletotrichum spaethianum, 1455 nucleotides long. RefSeq names its product PGA52-like protein. The transcript has 4 exons. Bases 1 to 1455 code for a protein of 484 amino acids. The record is from RefSeq and is a predicted model, not a curated record. NCBI's taxonomy places the organism in Eukaryota, Fungi, Ascomycota, Sordariomycetes, Glomerellales, Glomerellaceae. Gene Ontology annotation, cellular component: fungal-type cell wall.
AUGAAGUCUUCCACUGUUGUCAUGCUGGCUUCAGCCGCUGUUGGCCAGGCCAUUCAGCAGUGCUCCGGCACCGCCAAGGAGGAGGGCGGCAACUGGUGGUGCGGUGCUGUUGACCAGAUCCUAUACUCUAACGUUGGCCACCCGGGCACUUACAAGGCCGUCAACUACAUGGGCGGAGACGGAUCCUGCACCUUUGAGGACGUUGCCUUUUCCGGCCCUCUGGCCCCUUUCAACGAGGAGCUUGUCCCCGUCUUCCGUGGUCCCAUGAACCUGAAGCAGGUCGCCGUCUACAACCUGUCUCCCAAGACCAAGCGGUCGCCCACUGUUUCUCACGCUCAUGCCCGCCGCCACGGCCACCAUGGCCACCAGCACUUGCACAAGAAGCAUGCCGAGGAGGAGCACGUCGAGGAGAAGCGUGACGACGUCUGGGUCACCGCAACCAUUGACGGCAUUGUUCAGUCUUGGAUCAACACCUGGCACGGCCCCACCCCUGAGGUUGCUGCUCCUGCCAACACUCCCGCUGUCCCUCCUGUCGCGUCCCCCAGCCCCACUCCCACCCCGGCCCAGCCUGCUUUCGUCGCCGCCGCUGUCCCCCAGCCUGCGAGCUCCAAGGCUUCCAGCUCCAAGGCUGCCGGCUCCAAGGCUGCCGGCUCCACCUCGGGCACUGUUACUGGCGACUACACCCGCGUUGCUUACUACAAUGCUGAUAAGGCUGUCGCUGAUGGCAUCGUCUUCCUCGGCAACUACGGUGGCCAGGGCUCCGGCAAGUUCGACAACCUCAAGCUCUCCAUCUCUGUGCAGCGUCUGACCGGAAACAGCGUCUUCGGUAACUCUCUGUCGUACCUCAACUCCGACGCUACUGGCGGUGCCGCUUCACCCCAGGUCCUGAACCCUGUCACCCUCAAGUCCAACCAGGAGUUCCUCAUUGCCAGUGACAAGUCUUGUGACGAUGGAGGCUGCGGCUACUCGCGCCCCGGCUCCGUUGCUUACCACGGCUUUAAGGGUGAGGAUUCGGUCUGGCUCUUUGAGCUGAACAUGCCCCUCGACGGCACCACGGGUUUCAACGCAGACAUGUCCGCGCUCUGGUUCCUCAACGCCCGCAUUCCUCGCACUGCCCAGUACAACAAAUGCUCCUGCUGGCCCGACUGCGGUGAACUCGACAUCCUCGAGGUCCUUGCCCCUGGCGACACCAAGUGCAAGUCCACCUUCCACUCCAACGUUCCUGGCGGCUCUUCCGACUACUUCGACCGUCCCACUGGUGCGCCCAUUAAGGUCGCGGUCGUCCUCGACGGUGACUCUGGCCAGGUCUCUGUCAAGGUUCUCAGCGACGACGUCGACUUCUCCACUGGUCUCUCCCGUUCGCAAGUGGAGAGCUGGCUCUCUGCUGAUUCCUUUUCGACUGCUAGCACUGGCGGCAAGUCUAACAGGGUCAGCUUGUUUGCUCUGUCGUCUUAA